Molecule: messenger RNA, 2172 nt
Organism: Phalaenopsis equestris
Lineage: Eukaryota; Viridiplantae; Streptophyta; Magnoliopsida; Asparagales; Orchidaceae
Exons: 2
Coding region: 265-2112 (615 amino acids)
Biological process (GO): sesquiterpene biosynthetic process
Molecular function (GO): cyclase activity
Source: RefSeq, a predicted model, not a curated record
UUUCCGCUUUGACCGGACUGCUCGAAUGGACCUGUUCCAUCCGCCAUUUCCCGACUCCAUGGUUUCUUCUAAAGAGGAGUGCAUUACUAACUGCCGAAUUCAUGUAAAAUAGGAGUGGACUUUUUUCGUUUGCUUAACAGCAGUGGGUUGGGAGGGAGUACGGAGGGGCGCAAUCGAAGCCCGCCCUUCUCGGCGUCUUAAAACCUAGUUUCCAUUUCCUCUCCCCAUCCUACAGUUUCUGAAGCGAUCAACGGAGCAGGUAGAAUGGAUUCAAAUAGCCAUGAAGAAAUCACAGAAGAAUCUGACUACAAAAUCGAAUCCAACUCGGCUCCUGUUAUUCCAAGACUAAAGGAGUAUCGCAUUCAAAUCCCUUCUUUUCGUGAACGAUUAUUAGAGCAUCAGAGAAGCAUGAGGAAAAGAAGGUUUUUUGAUUUUCUGAAAGCUCGGCCUUCUUUGGCAUGGAUUAAGAACAUUCGAUUCUCAUCCCCACUUGCAGUCUUUCGUCGAGCAGCUAACCGCAGAGAGGCAAUCUCCCUUGGAGUCCCCUCUCCGGCCGGCGUCCGCCGUCGUUUUCACAUCCACUUCAUCAGAAAAAUUAAUUUCUCUUCGCUACUAACCAUAUCCAAGGAAUGGCUUUCUCAUCCCAUGAAUGCUGCUCUCCUCCUCUGGUUGAUCUGUGUGGCUGCCUCCGGUGCCAUGCUUGGUCUGCUCAUGCUUGGUCUUCUCAACGAAGCCUUUCCACAGAAGGCUCUACGAAAUCGUUGGAUUGAAAUCAACAACCAAAUCCUCAACGCACUGUUCACUCUCAUGAGCAUAUACCAGCACCCUGUUGUGUUCCAUCACUUGUACAUACUUUGUAGAUGGAGAUCAGAAGACAUAAUUGAGCUCAGAAAGAUAUACUGCAAGAAUGGAGCUCACCGCCCCAACGAAUGGGCGCACAUGAUGGUUGUCAUCAUCCUCCUCCACAUAACUUGCAUAGCUCAGUAUGCUCUUUGUGCUGUCUAUUGGAGCUUCACUAAAUCUAACAGGCCUGAAGUCCUUGAAAACCUAUUAAUUGCUUUGGGUGUCGCUACACCUGUUUUUGCAGGGGUUUAUGCCAUUUACAGCCCUCUUGGAAGGGAGUAUGAAUACAAUUUUGAUGAAGAAUUGCAGAGAUCCAUGAAGGUUGGGCUAAAGCUUAGUAAUGGACAACGAGUCCUCGUGAGCGAACCGGAAUGGAUUGGAGGGCUAUUUGAUUGCUUCAGUGAUGUGCCAGUGGCAUAUCUUUCAUGUUGCUGCACUUUCUGUGUGUUCGGAUGGAAUAUGGAGAGGCUUGGAUUUGGAAACAUGUAUGUCCACAUUGUCACAUUUCUUCUGCUAUGCCUUGCUCCCUUUUGGAUAUUCAACAUUUCAGCUAUGAAGAUUCAUGACAAUGUUAUUGGGGAUGCGCUGGGGAUUUCAGGGAUAGUUUUGUGUGUAUUUGGAUUGAUUUAUGGGGGUUUUUGGAGAAUUCAGAUGAGGAAGAGAUUUAAGCUACCAGAAAGCAGAUUCUGCUGUGGAUCGGCGUCUUUAAGUGAUUACAUGAAGUGGAUGUUCUGUUGGAGCUGUGCUUUGGCUCAGGAAGUGCGCACAGGGAACUUCUAUGAUGUAGAAGAUGAUAGUCUUUUUAGAAGGCCAAGUGAUGAUGAAAAGCAGCCAUUUUUGAAUAGUUUUAUGAGUGAAAGUGGAUCGAGUUCAGCGGUUUCCAUCUCUUGUGAAGCUAAUUUGGAGAAUCCAAAUGUGGUAAAGGCGGAAGAGAUUAACACAAGCUUGGUAGAUCCUAAUGCAGGGAAUGAAGCAAUUCAUUCUUUGGUGAAGGUUGAAAGUUUGAAUCAAGAGGAGAGUUUGGUUGUUAGUACUGUUGAUAUGAUGGCUCCACCUGUGCAGCCAUUGAUGAAGGUGGAAGAUGAAGGUGAGGAGGAAUCCACAUCACUAGUUGUUAGGGAUGGAGCAGAUGAGCCGGUUAUGCCAUUGGUGAAUGUGGAAGAUGGGAUGACUAAUGUAGAGAAGGGUUCGUUUGUGAGAAUGAUGGAAUUUGGGUUCCUAUUUGUUGUAGUUAUAAUGUAUACGAUGGGUUCUAUCAUUAUUCAUUAGACAGCUGAUUGUUUUCAUUUGAUUAUAUGAAACAGACACUGUAAAAUCUUUUUUUUUUUU